This is a messenger RNA of Adineta steineri, 903 nucleotides long. NCBI's taxonomy places the organism in Eukaryota, Metazoa, Rotifera, Eurotatoria, Adinetida, Adinetidae. The record is from the annotation of a GenBank genome assembly.
AUGUAUAAGAACGUCUUAUUAGUUGGCGCGUCUGGUGAUGUUGGUAAAAGUCUUUUACCUGAUUUACUUGCUGAUCCUCAUUUUCAAGUUACUAUACUUUCACGUACUGAUUCAUCAGUAAAUUUUGCAUCGAACAUCAAUGUUAUUAGAGUUAAUUAUUCUGAUAAAUUAGCUUUAAUUCAAGCAUUAACUGGCCAAGAUAUUGUCAUAUCUACUGUUGGUGGUGAAGCUUUAAUGAAAAAUUUUGAUAAAACUUUGAUUGAAGCUUCUCUUGAAGCAGGUGUCAAAUGGUUUCUUCCAUCUGAAUAUGGUUUUGAUCUUGAUGAUCCUGCUGCUUCUUCUACUCCAAUUAAUAUUCCACUACUCGAAAAUAUUGAAUUACUCAAACAAAAUCAAUCGCGUAUGGCAUAUACAUUUAUUUCUACGGGUGCUUUUCUGGAUUGGGGUCUUGAUAAUGGCUUUUUAGGCUUCGAUAUUCCUAAUCGUGCAGUAACAUUAUACGAUGAUGGUAAACAUUUAGUAUCAGGUACACUUUUGAAGAAUCUUGGUAAAGCAGUUGUGGCUAUUCUUCAUCAUCCUGAACUCACUUUAAAUCAACGUAUUUGCCUCGCUGACACAACAUUUACACAAGAAGAAGUUUUAAAUCUCUUAAAAAAAUAUACAGAUAAUAAAUGGACAGUAAAACAUAUUACUACGGAAGAAGUAUUGAAACAAGCACAAGAAGAUUGGGAAAAAGAUAAUUGGAUGGAUGCUUAUAUUGCAUUUGUUUUAGCAUAUGCCUAUAAUGGUAAAGGUAUGUGCAAUUUUGAGAAAAAAACAAGUAAUAAAGCUUUGGGAUUAGAAAGUAUCACAUUGGAACAAGUUGUCAAAGAAGCUGUUCAACCAAAAGAAACUAAUGCUUAG